Molecule: messenger RNA, 1797 nt
Organism: Pelmatolapia mariae (spotted tilapia)
Lineage: Eukaryota; Metazoa; Chordata; Actinopteri; Cichliformes; Cichlidae
Gene: phf11
Product: PHD finger protein 11
Exons: 18
Coding region: 47-1768 (573 amino acids)
Cellular component (GO): nucleus
Source: RefSeq, a predicted model, not a curated record
GGUAAGAAAUCGUUUUUGAACAGCAGCGCUGAUUCAACAUGGACGCAUGCGAGCAAGCCUGAUAGAAAAAGUGGAAGCGGUGUGUUUGUUGGUAAAAAUGAGCAGAGUGGCCUGCAUACUUUGUCAGCGGUCCAAAGAGACGAAGAUAACCGGAGCCUUGUCGACUAAAGAUGAAGUCACGGCUCACCAGAACUGCCUGUUAUUUUCUGCUGGUAUCUUUUGCCGGGAUUCACCACAGUUUGAUGACCUGUUUGGUUUCUCGGUGGGGGAUGUGCUGAAUGAGGUGAAACGAGGAAGCAAGCUGACCUGUAACCACUGUAAGAAAAGGGGAGCCACUGCUGGGUGUGAAGUCAAACGCUGCAAAAAGUCCUACCAUUACCCGUGUGCUCUUAAAGAGGGAGCGACGACUAUUGAAGAUGACGACCAGGGGCGCUAUGUGAUAUACUGCUCAUCUCACUCUGAGCAGCAAACACAAAAAAGUGCUUCAACAAAUGAGUUUGCCUCUUCCACCAAAAAGCCCAGAACCUCCAAAAAACUCAAAAACUCCCCAAACCCCAACGCACCUGGACCAUCUAAGGUAUGUUGCCUAACCUGUGAGAAGAGAGAAGGUAAUAUCAGCUUGGAAAGUUUGUCUAAUAGCAUUGUUAUGUCAUAUUGUGACAAACAUGCUCCUGCGUCACUUAAGAAGAACACCGACGGAGAAGGUACCGCAGCUGGAUCCUCUGUACACAGCAAUGACUCCAGCUCAUCUAACAGUACAAUGUGUAGUUCUUCCAAGAGACGGUUGAGUGACUGUGACAAGCAGGAGGAGACCCUCUUGAAACGUAAGCCUCAUCGCUGGAAGAGGAGACUCUCCGAUUCUUCAAAUUCAGUUGACAAUGACAAUAACACUCCAAUGGAUAUAUAUGCCCCAUUAGAGUCGGAUAUAGAUGAAAAUGCAAACUCCGUUCCAGAGCUCGAAACUGUGCCUGAGGUUAUCAGAAGAGACACCAAGAGUCCUGCUGGGUCUUUAUCAGGAAAUCGCAUUGGGGAUGAAUUUAAUGAUGAAGACGACACAAUCAUAGAAUCAGAUGCUGAGUCAGUGAGUCUGCUGCUUCCCGUAACGAUCUGCAUACAGACCCAGUCACUUACAAUGUCAGCUGGUGAACUCUCACCUCAGACUGAAUCUGCUCCACAUGAAGACGUUCUGGUUAAUGCAGAUGUAGAGCCGGUCGUAGAUAAACACGAGGGGUCCAGUCCUGAGCAGAACGCUGUCCAAACCCCGGGUCAACUCACCGGUGGAGCCUCUGUCUCACGCCCAAGCUCCACUGCCCCCCCUCCCUCUCCUGGCCAGUCCAAAUCUCCCCCUCCAUACUUCACCUCCCUGAAGUCUCAUACUUCACCUCCCUGCACUAGCUCGGCCAUAGCCCUGGCUCCGCCUGAACGCGCCAGUGUAUCCAUUAACUCCUCCUCUUUCUCUCCUGUGGCACUUCCCUCAAGUCCAGAGCCCAAAAUUGACUCCAGCAGCUUCUGGAAAAGCUGUAAUGCAGCGGGAUGUACAGAGGCCAUCUUCACUGACUUCCUUGAUGGCAUGAAAAAUAUCUCCAGCAAAAUCCAGUCAGAUCAGGCCAGCCAGGAGGAAUAUGAUCUUGCACUGUCAGUGAUGGCAGCUUCUGGAAAACUGUCAGAAUUUGUGGCUAAGCAGCAGGAAGAGCUACAGAAGAAACAAAUGGAACUGCAGAAGGCAGCGGCAGCGAUGAAAGAUGUCGUCUCAGCACUGAGAAAAUGAGCUGAUGAGCAGCUACUGAGUAUUAGCUA